AUGCUUAACACCGUUCCCAUCACCACUUCUGCCAUCUUGGUAUUCCUAAUCCACACCAUUACAGCCACCACCACCACCCCAGCCCUCGUCUACCGCGGCGACACCCGCAGCCCCGAGACGAUCGAGCAGUCGGGGGGCUUCCACAGCCGCGCGGCGUCCCUCGGGCUGGCAGAGGACUACAGCGUGACGCCGGUGGAGCACGUCAAGAUUUCGAGCUCGGACCGUCGGUAUCUGCACGAUCCGUGGAUAUCGACGGGCAAGAGCCGCAAGUCGACGUACUUUUUCAUCAGCGUGAGGCAGGAGGGCAGGACGGCUUGGGUGUACCACAUCAGGACCGAGGGGAUUUGCUUUUGCGACCUUCUCGAGGAGCACAGGAGGGCCGGGGUGCCGUAUACCAUGAGUCACGAGCAGGAGUAUGUGGCGGCGAGCUGGAUACCCUGGGACAACGUCGUCGGGUGGGAUGUUGUUGAGCCGGAUGGCAAGAGGGUGUAUGUACCAAAGAACUCGAUACCAAAACAACUUGAUGAAAUAGAUUAA
Molecule: messenger RNA, 537 nt
Organism: Pyricularia grisea
Lineage: Eukaryota; Fungi; Ascomycota; Sordariomycetes; Magnaporthales; Pyriculariaceae
Exons: 1
Coding region: 1-537 (178 amino acids)
Molecular function (GO): toxin activity
Source: RefSeq, a predicted model, not a curated record